UGAAAAGAGAGCGGCAACCACAACGAAAAUCAUCGUCCCAACACCAACAAACCUUCUUCUUCAUCUUCAUUCAUCAACCGCUCAGAACAGGAGUGAAUUACACAAUUAAGAAUUUUAGAGAGAGAGAGAGCGAGCGAGGUUUAGAGAGAGAGAGUUAGAGAGAUUGAGAGCUUCUUCUUCUUCAAUCUUCAUUCUUGAGCUCAAUCCUUCUGCUUCGAUUUCCUCUUCUCUCUAAUCUGUUUGUGUUGGAUCCUUAUGAUCUAUCUCUCUCGCAUUCUGUUUAAAUACUGACGUCUCAACCAAUUCGAUUCUUCAUUCCGUUUCCGUUUGAGUCUGGAUUGAUGAUGGAGGCUUCUGUUAUUACUCCAGGACAGAUAUCGUUCCUUCUUGGAAUAUCUCCCAUCUUUGUUUCAUGGAUAUACUCAGAAAUCCUUGAAUAUAGGAAAUCUUCAGCUCCUUCUAAAGCUCAUUCAGACAUUAAUCUGGUUGACUUGGGAGGUGAGACAGUAAAAGAAGAUGAUCAAGCCGUUCUAUUGGAAGGAGGUCUGGCUAGGCCGGCAUCUGCAAAGAUUCAUAAUUCAUCCAUCACAUCGAAUUUGAUAAGGUUUUUUACACUGGACGACACUUUCUUGCUAGAAAAUCGUUCUACCUUGAGAGCAAUGUCUGAAUUUGGAGCGAUUCUGUUGUAUUUCUUUGUAUGUGACCGUACAUCUAUCCUGGCAGAUUCGAAGAAGAAUUACAGCCGUGACCUCUUUCUCUUUCUCUACAUUCUACUCAUCAUUGUUUCAGCAGCAACAUCUUUAAAAAAGCACAGCGACAAGUCAGCAUUCUCUGGGAAAUCUAUUCUUUACCUUAAUCGGCAUCAAACAGAGGAGUGGAAAGGAUGGAUGCAGGUUCUUUUCUUGAUGUACCAUUAUUUUGCUGCUGCAGAGAUAUACAAUGCCAUACGCAUGUUUAUUGCUGCAUAUGUAUGGAUGACCGGAUUUGGAAAUUUUUCCUAUUAUUACAUCAGAAAGGAUUUUAGUGUUGCUCGCUUUGCUCAGGUUAUUUUUAUUUACGCUGAAAACUUUUUCCACCUCCUAAGCUUUAUGAAUAACUCACCCCCUGGCGCUGAAAAGAGAUGGCGAUCAAUAACUUUUGUUAAUAUCUAUUAUUAUAUCCAGAUGAUGUGGCGGCUAAAUUUCUUCGUUAUCUUCUGCUGUAUCAUUCUCAACAAUGAUUAUAUGCUGUACUACAUCUGCCCAAUGCAUACACUUUUCACUCUAAUGGUUUAUGGAGCUCUUGGUAUUUUUCACAAGUAUAAUGAGAAAAGCUCAGUGAUAGCAGCGAAGAUUCUUGCGUGCUUUCUAGUUGUAAUUCUCAUUUGGGAAGUUCCUGGUGUUUUCAAUGCAUUUUGGAGUCCUUUGACAUUCCUUUUAGGUUAUACUGAUCCUGCAAAACCUCAACUCCCUAAAUUGCAUGAAUGGCAUUUCAGAUCUGGACUCGACCGAUAUAUUUGGAUUAUCGGAAUGAUCUAUGCCUACUUUCACCCCAAUGUUGAGAAAUGGAUGGAGAAAUUAGAGGAAGCUGAUACCAGGAAGAGAAUCUCUAUAAAGGCGUGCAUAGUUACAGUUGCCUUGUCGGUUGGUUAUAUGUGGUAUGAGUGGAUUUAUAAGCUGGACAAAAUUACAUACAACAAGUAUCAUCCUUACACAUCAUGGAUUCCCAUAACUGUUUAUAUAUGCCUGCGGAAUUUUACCCAGCAGUUCCGAAACUACUCCUUGACACUCUUUGCGUGGCUUGGCAAGAUUACCCUUGAAACUUACAUUUCACAAUUUCAUAUAUGGCUGAGAUCAAAUGUACCAAAUGGACAACCUAAGUGGCUUCUUUCUAUCAUUCCAGAAUAUCCAAUGCUCAAUUUCAUGCUCACCACAACGAUCUACAUCUUUCUCUCUCUUCGGAUAUUUGAAUUAACAAAUACACUUAAGGUGGCUUUUUAUCCCACAAAAGAUGAUCGACGUCUACUGCAUAAUUUACUUGCUGGUGUGUGCAAUUGGUUUAUGUUUAUACAGCUUCUCAUUGAUUUUCUUCGGUUUCUUCAUUUGAUGAUAUUACUGUGAAUGCAAAGAGCCAUUUCUACACUGUUUAUUUCCAGUUAGAAAUGUGCAAAAGUGAAAGGGAAGUGAAUUUUUUGGGUAGCAUAUCCAACUCGUUCGAUACGCUUUCAAGCUUCAAAGACGAGGCUGUAGAAAUUUGCAAGCACAGUGGUAUGUUUUAAACUCCCCCACAGAAGAAGAAAAGAUAUAUAUAGCCGAUUUUGGUGACGUAGCCUUAUCCUUUUAAUGUAUUAUAGUAUUCAAUAUUGAAGUUAUGCCAAUUUACAAAAAUGGAUUUCCAUUUCCAUCUGUUAAAUUAUUGAUAUGUUCGUCGUAUAAUAAAUUCUUCUUAGUAGUUUUGCCUCU
This is a messenger RNA of Benincasa hispida (wax gourd), 2441 nucleotides long. RefSeq names its product protein REDUCED WALL ACETYLATION 3-like. Gene Ontology annotation, molecular function: acetyltransferase activity. Gene Ontology annotation, biological process: xyloglucan metabolic process; plant-type secondary cell wall biogenesis; xylan biosynthetic process. The record is from RefSeq and is a predicted model, not a curated record. Gene Ontology annotation, cellular component: Golgi apparatus. Lineage: Eukaryota; Viridiplantae; Streptophyta; Magnoliopsida; Cucurbitales; Cucurbitaceae.